AUGGCAAACGACGGUCCAGAUCAAGACCUAAAGGAGGAUGCGGAGGCCAGCGGACGAGAGGUGGUCUCUGGUACGGCGGCGACAUCAAGGCUGAGCAGUUCCUCUGACCGCCACCUUGACCCCGUCGACGAGCUGAAGAACCGCCUCUCCAUGUGGGGUGAGUCUCGUAACUACAAGCCUGACGAGGAUGAUGAAGAAGGGUCAGAACAUGAACUUCUCUUAGAUCCAAACAUGCCCGAAGAAUACAACAUCCGUCUGGACAACUUGGACAUCCAUCGAGCUGCAUCAAAUAGUUUCGACGACGAGGAUGCCGCCAAGCGUACCGACGAACAUGACACGGAGGACUCGCCCUACCCGGAAGUCAGGGCUGCUGUCAAGAACUAUGAUGAAGACCUCCCUUGCAACACUGUGAGAGCCUGGGUCAUUGGACUGACGCUAGUUACCGCGGGGGCGUCCAUGAACACCAUAUUCUCCCUGCGACAGCCAUCUAUCAGCGUCGGUCCAUUGGUGGCACAGAUUGUUGCCUGGCCCAUGGGCCAUGGAUGGGCAAAGGUGAUGCCGUCCAAGGAGUUCACAACCUUUGGGAUUAGUUGGUCCCUGAAUCCCGGGCCAUUCAACGUCAAGGAACAUGCCAUCAUUGUCGUCAUGGCUAGCGUCUCAUUCUCCGUGGCGUAUGCUACCGACAUUGUACUUGCUCAACUAGUUUUUUACAAGCAGAACUUUGGUAUGAUCUUCCAGCUACUCUUGACCAUAUCCUCUCAGUCUCUCGGAUACGGCAUUGCUGGUAUUAUGAGGAAAUUCCUCGUGUACCCUGCCGCCAUGAUAUGGCCAGGCAAUCUUGUGGCAGUGACGUUGAUGAAUGCCAUGUAUGAGAGACCACCUCCCAACGACCCUACGAUUCUAGGAGGCUCGAUGCCGCGAUAUCGAUGGUUUGCCAUCAUAACUCUCUGUUCAUUUCUGUACUACUUCAUUCCGGGCUUCUUCGCACAGUUCCUCAGCGUUUUUGCGGUUGCGACCUGGAUCGCCCCGAAGAAUCCGGUUGUGAAUCAGCUCUUUGGUGGCCUUACAGGCUUGUCGAUACUCCCCAUAACGUUUGACUGGACUCAGAUAGCCGGAUUCGUUGGUUCUCCGCUGAUUCCACCCUGGCACGCCAUCGCCAACAUCUCGAUAGGUGUCGUUACUUUCUUCGUCAUUGGCGCCAGUAUACUGCAUUACAGCGGUGCUUGGUAUGCUCAGUUCCUGCCUAUGAGCGAUUCGAGUACCUAUGACAACACUGGGGCCAAGUACAACGUCAGCCGUAUCUUGACCACAGACUUCACGCUGGACGAAGAGGCGUACCGGAAUUACUCGCCUCUAUUCUUGAGCACUACCUUUGCCAUGUCGUACGGCUUGUCAUUUGCGGCGAUCACGUCCCUCGUCGUCUACACCUGGUUGCAUCACAGCAAGACGAUCUGGCGACAGUAUAGGAACAGCACCAAGGAGAAGCCAGACAUACAUAUGAAGCUAAUGAGAAAGUACAAAGAGGCCCCCACAUGGUGGUAUAUGAGCCUGUUUGGUGUGAUGCUCGCUCUGGGCUUCAUCACCAUCCUCGCUUACCCUACCAACCUGACCUGGUGGGCAUUCUUGCUGGCAGUGGUAAUAUCCUUUGGGUUUGCGCUGCCCAUUGGCAUCAUUGAAGCGGUGACAAACAACCAAAUCGGCCUCAAUGUCCUGACCGAAUUCGUCUACGGCUACAUUCAACCUGGUCGGCCGUUGGCCCUCAUGAUUUUCAAGACCUUUGGCUACAUCACCAUGUCUCAAGCACUGCGGUUCGUGGCUGAUUUGAAAUUCGGUCACUACAUGAAAAUCCCGCCGCGAACCAUGUUCCUGGCACAGGUCGUAGCGACCACUUUCUCCUGCUUCAUCCAGAUUGCCGUGCUAAACUUUGCUCUCAACAAUAUCGAUGGUGUUUGUGAAACAACACAGCCUGAGCAUUUCACGUGUCCUGGAGGACGCGUCUUUUUUUCCGGUAAAUCCCUUACGAGAUGGAAAAUCUAUGAAUCAUUCAUGCUAAUGUUAUCUCUCACCGCAACAGCAUCGGUUAUCUGGGGCCUCAUCGGCCCGGCACGGAUGUUCUCUCCGGGGCAGAUCUACUCGGCGCUCUUCUUCUUCUUCGCCCUCGGCGCCGUCGUGCCCGUCAUCUUCUACUUCGCGGCCAGGAAGUGGCCCAAGUCGCCCUUCAAGUUCCUCAUGGCGCCGCUCAUCUUUGGCGGGGCCGGCCUCAUCCCGCCCGCCAGCCCGCUCAACUACCUCUCCUGGGGCAUCGUCGGCUUCGUCUUCCAGUACUGGAUCCGCAAGCGGCACUUUGGCUGGUGGAGCCGGCUCAACUUCCUGACGUCGUCGGGCCUCGACCUCGGCCUGGCCCUCAGCACGCUCGUCAUCUUCUUCGCCUUCACCCUCAACGAAAUCAACCCGCCGAGCUGGUGGGGCAACGACGUCGUCACGUCGACCAUGGACUUCCAGGACACGGCGAUCCGGACGGUCCUUCCAGCUGGGCAGUCGUUUGGGCCGGAGACGUGGUGA
Messenger RNA from Thyridium curvatum, 2562 nucleotides. RefSeq lists its product as uncharacterized. NCBI's taxonomy places the organism in Eukaryota, Fungi, Ascomycota, Sordariomycetes, Thyridiales, Thyridiaceae. Bases 1 to 2562 code for a protein of 853 amino acids. Gene Ontology annotation, biological process: transmembrane transport. The transcript has 5 exons. The record is from RefSeq and is a predicted model, not a curated record. Gene Ontology annotation, molecular function: oligopeptide transmembrane transporter activity.